This is a messenger RNA of Scleropages formosus (Asian bonytongue), 2684 nucleotides long. RefSeq names its product lactosylceramide 1,3-N-acetyl-beta-D-glucosaminyltransferase A-like. The record is from RefSeq and is a predicted model, not a curated record. Gene Ontology annotation, biological process: protein O-linked glycosylation. Bases 1357 to 2478 code for a protein of 373 amino acids. Gene Ontology annotation, cellular component: Golgi membrane. Gene Ontology annotation, molecular function: N-acetyllactosaminide beta-1,3-N-acetylglucosaminyltransferase activity. NCBI's taxonomy places the organism in Eukaryota, Metazoa, Chordata, Actinopteri, Osteoglossiformes, Osteoglossidae. The transcript is spliced from 4 exons.
CAAGAAGCACCCAGCAACCAGCUCUGGAUUUUCAAUGCAAUUUUCCAGCUCUUUCCGGAAGGUCCUGGAAACAGCAAAGCGAACGGGUCGAAGUGAAAAGAAGGGGAACACGAUAUCAAUCUUUAUAUUCGACGACGAUACAAUGGUGCUGGGGCGAGGGGGAAGAAAAGGAGUUCAGCUGAAAGGCAAUAGAUAAAAAAAUAUUUUGCAUUUCUGAGGUUAUUUGGGGCCUCAGAAUAACUGUAGGGCUUGCUCAUCUGGGAGUGUAAUUAUAGGGCCAAGUCAGAAAGCCCACGCUGCCCCACCGUCCAACUGCACUCGGGUUUGUGGGGCACGUAUGUGUGCCAGGGCUUCUGGGCGAUCACCGAGGAAUUCUGCCCUUUCUGGGAAGCGCCGGAGACUCGACUGAAUUAACCUACUUGGAGUGCACUGUACCACGCCUGUUCAGGGUGUCCCAUUUACACUAUGCGCCAUUUCUGUCCAGUGUCUGUGACCUUUUGUGUGUGUGCGCGUUAACCUUCCGAUUGCACAAACCCUGGAUACCGUCCAACGCAACAAUCAACAACAGCAAGUCAACGGCAGGUGCUACGGCAACGGCUGAGAAUACUUGACUACAGGUCUAACAUUCACAGUGCAGAUAACGCUGGUGACGAUAUCACAACAUAGCAUAACAGCAGAAGUGCCCGGGACCCAUCAUAUCAAAGAGGUGGUCGCAAGCAAAUUGUUUCUCCUUGCAGUUCGGAUCCGGGUUCAACACCCCACCUUGUCCGACGAGAGAUCUGUGGGGCACAGACAGAUCGAGUCACAGGGAGCCCAUUGUGUCCCUCGCCUGCAGUCAUCAUUGCCAUGAGUUGCAUUCUGCAUGGGCAAACAAGUCGCAUUUCCGCCCCAACCAGUGGGACCAGAAUUGUGAGCUUCGGGUUAAACUCAGAGCUCGAGAGACACUGAUCGCCACGCGCAAACCAAAUACCUCCCCGGCUCAUCUCGGCACCUCAGGAGCAUCAGCCUCUCUAGAACGGUCAGAAGUGCUCGCAACAUGCUCUGGGCCCGCUGGACUCCGCACAGCUUUCAGAGGGACUGCGGCACGUCGAGGCAGAGUUGCUCUGGUUUCCACUGAAGACUUCAGUAACUGACUGAAGAUGAUGACAGCAUGGUGUGACUCACUGGAACCCAACAGCUGCCAACUGCCUGGGUGAAGAUAAUUCCUUCCAAGAAUCCAUCUGCCCCAAAUGAGGGACGGAUACGAUGGAACUCCAUUUCGAUCAUUGCGCAAGUAGCUGGUGUUCCCCAACAAACGCAUUCUGCUGGACCUGACGGAGAAGGGAGGAGCAGAGUUGGAAGGACUGCAGAAUAAACAUGAACUUGAGAAGGAUUAGGAAGCGCCAAUUGAUGCAUCUGAUGACGACGUGCUUCAUCCUUUCGGUGGUGAUGGUCUACUGGGAGCAGCUGGACAACAACAUCGUGAGUUACAUGAAGUCAUUUUCGUACCGCUACCUAUUCAACAGCUACAACUUCCUCAACACGAGCUUCACUGUUAGCCGCGAGGAGGCGGAGCGCUUCGGCAGCCGUCACUACCUCAUCAACCACAAGCGCAAGUGCACCGACGUGGACGUGCUGCUGCUGCUCCUGGUCAAAUCGUCCCCGGAGAAUGUGGAGCGGCGAGCGGGCAUCCGUUCCACCUGGGGGAACGAGACCUACGCUUUCCAUGAGCUGGGGGUCCACAUUAGGGUGCUCUUCAUGCUGGGCGAGUCCGGCCACUCCCAGGUUGAGCAGGACCUCAUGCAAGAGGACUGGUGCCAUGGAGACCUCAUCCAGCAGGACUUUUUGGACACGUUCCACAACCUCACGGUCAAGCUGCUCAUGCAGUUCCGUUGGGCACAUGCCUACUGCGCUCACGCCCGCUUCUUCAUGUCUGUAGACGACGACGUCUUUGUGCACAUCCCCAACCUGGUGCACUAUCUGCAGGAAAUGGCCAGCAAGAAUGUGCAGGACUUCUGGAUCGGCCACGUGCACAAGGGGUCUCCGCCUAUCCGUCGCAAAGACAGCAAGUACUACGUUCCGUACGAGAUGUACCAGUGGUCCUCUUACCCAGACUACACGGCGGGUGCCGGCUACGUGGUCUCCAGGAACGUAGUCGCCAAGAUCUACCAGGCAUCUCUGACUCUCAACGCCACGCUCUACAUAGAUGACGUCUUCAUGGGGAUUUGCGCCAACGUGAUGGGGGUCUCCCCCCAAGAACACAUUUACUUCACUGGAGGAGAAAAAGUCCCAUACCACAUAUGCGUCUACGACAAGAUGAUGACCUCUCACGGACACGUGAAAGACAUGCAUUAUUUGUGGAAGGAGGCCACGAGCCCCCAGGUCAAGCAGACUACAUCGUGGUUCUUGGGCAGGCUCUACUGCACCAUGGUGAAAAUAAAGCUCUUCUGUAUGCCAAACCCCUUCACCACUUACCCCUGCAAGGCGGCCUUUUUAUAGUGCAGAAGCAAGCUAGCUAUGGCGUUUUUCCCAUUAAGUUUUGUCUGAGCAUCCUGAAGGCCUAAGUUAAAAGAAAGCACUCGUACUCGAUGUUUACCUACCUACUCAAUGCUCCGUUCCACGGAGUCAAAAAAUACUUGACUUCUUUUGUAUUUUAUUGGUUGCACUGGGAGACAUAAAUAAAGAAUGUCUGCUUGUUCGAUAAA